Cryphonectria parasitica EP155 is the source of this 1332-nucleotide messenger RNA. Its product is annotated as P-loop containing nucleoside triphosphate hydrolase protein. Gene Ontology annotation, cellular component: catalytic step 2 spliceosome; intracellular anatomical structure. The record is from RefSeq and is a predicted model, not a curated record. Gene Ontology annotation, molecular function: RNA binding. The coding region runs from base 1 to 1332 and encodes 443 amino acids. The transcript is spliced from 3 exons. NCBI's taxonomy places the organism in Eukaryota, Fungi, Ascomycota, Sordariomycetes, Diaporthales, Cryphonectriaceae.
AUGCCCAAGCGACGAAAAACUUCUGAGGCUGGCGCCUUUGUCAAAAUCGGUGAUAAAGUCAUCUCCAUCGAAGGAUAUCUAAAAGGCGUGCCAAAAAAUACAGGUGUGCCUGGAGGCGGCGGUGCCACCAAUCCUCCAGAUGGUACACAAGAGGAUGAGUCCUCACAGCAAGGCAAACCACAAAGCACAGAUUCUCGCGCCAAGAAAACACCACACCGCAACGACAUCCGAGAUGCCCUGAGGAAAAAUGAUGUGCUUGUUGUCGUGGCGGAGACGGGCUCUGUGCCUGGAGUUCGAUAUGUCAUCGAUACCGGCAAGGCCAAGGUGAAGCAAUAUCGUGUCAGGCUAGGCAUGGAGUCGUUACUCCCCAAACCGAUCUCGAAAUCAUCAGCCAUCCAAAGGGCGGGACGAGCUGGUAGAGAAGCACCGGGGCAGUGUUACAGACUGUAUACUGAAGAAAGCUAUGAGAACAUCCUGAAGGACUCAGAUCUGCCAGAGAUCCUACGGAUCGACGUCUUGGGAGCGGUCUUGACUAUGAAAGCGCGAGGCAUUAACGACAUCUUCUCCUUCCCUCUGAUGGACACGCCAGAUGACGAGGCCUUCGAGAAAGCGCUGCUUCAUCUGCACGUUCUCGGUGCUAUCGCAGGUGAUGGAUCUCUGACAGAGAUGGGAAGGAAAAUGGCAUAUUUCCCAGUCACCGCACCGUAUGGGCGGGUCUUGCUUGCGGCAGGAGACCCCAAAAACGACUGUCUCCUGGAAGCCAUCGACAUCAUUGCUUGCCUAACGGCUGGAGACGACAUAUUCUAUCAGCUCCGCUCCGAGGAGGAGAUCGAAGAAAUACAAGAAAGCCGGAAGGAACUAUACCGCCGCGAGGGUGAUCUUUUGACCUACCUCACCACAGUGCAGCAGUAUACGGCAGAACAUUCCGACCGGGUCGAGUGGUGCAAGCGAAGAAAGGUCAACACCAGGGUCAUGAAGCAAGCGCUCAACAUUCGCAAGCAGCUACGGGGCCUGUGUCUCAAAGAGAAGAUGCUCGCCGACGCUCCGCCGCAGGAUCCUCAGCCCUUCACGCCCACAUCGCCAGAGCGCGCUGAGAUCAUCCUCAAAUGUUUCUUGACCGGAUUCGCAAUGAAAACUGCCCUCCUAGCACCAGACGCCAGCUAUAUGACGACAUUUGGAAAGCAUGUCGUUGCAAUUCACCCCGCGAGUGUCAUGCAUGGACAGAAGAGGGAGGCUAUCAUGUUUCUGGAACAUGUUUUUACAACCAAAAAUUAUGCCAAGAAGGUCAGCGUCAUACAGGCGAACUGGAUAUCUGAGGCGAUGGGAUCGUAG